Messenger RNA from Molossus molossus (Pallas's mastiff bat), 1860 nucleotides. It is a transcript of the gene TIGD1, whose product is annotated as tigger transposable element derived 1. The transcript has a single exon. Gene Ontology annotation, molecular function: DNA binding. Gene Ontology annotation, cellular component: nucleus. NCBI's taxonomy places the organism in Eukaryota, Metazoa, Chordata, Mammalia, Chiroptera, Molossidae. The record is from RefSeq and is a predicted model, not a curated record. The coding region runs from base 51 to 1829 and encodes 592 amino acids.
CUAUUCCGAGAUACAACAAUAGUGAAAUUAGGCCAAUUAAUAACCCUACAAUGGCCUUUACGUGUUCAAGUGAAAGGAAGAGUCGCACAUCUCUCACUUUAAAUCAAAAGCUAGAAAUGAUUAAGCUUAGUGAGGAAGGCAUGUCAAAAGCCGAGAUAGGCCGAAAGCUAGGCCUUUUGCGACAAACAGUUAGCCAAGUUGUGAAUGCAAAGGAAAAGUUCUUGAAGGAAAUUAAAAGUGCUACUCCAAUGAACACACGAGUGAUAAGAAAGCAAAACAGCCUGAUUGCUGAUGUGGAGAAAGUUUUAGUGGUCUGGAUAAAAGAGCAAACCAUCCACAACAUUCCCUUAAGCCAAAGCCUGAUCCAGGCCAAGGCCCUAACUCUCUUCAAUUCUAUGAAGGCUGAGAGAGGUGAGGAAGCUGCAGGAGAAAAAUUUGAGGCUAGUAGAGGUUGGUUCAUGAGGUUUAAGGAAAGAUGCCGUCUCUGUAACAUAAAAGUGCAAGGUGAAGCAGCAAGUACUGAUGUAGAAGCUGCAGCAAGUUACCCAGAAGAUCUAGCUAAAAUAAUUAACGAAGGUGGCUACACUAAACAACAGAUUUUCAAUGUAGAUGAAACAGCCUUAUAUUGGAAGAAGAUGCCAUCUAGAACUUUCAUAGCUAGAGAGGAGAAGUCAGUGCCUGGCUUCAAAGCUUCAAAGGACAGGCUGACUCUCUUGUUAGGGGCUAAUGCAGCUGGUGACUUUAAGUUGAAGCCAAUGCUCAUUUAUUAUUCUGAAAAUCCUACAGCCCUUAAGAAUUACGCUAAAUCUACUCUGCCUGUGCUCUAUAAAUGGAACAACAAAGCCUGGAUGACAGCACAUUUGUUUACAUCAUGGUUUACUGAAUAUUUUAAGCCCACUGUUGAGAACUACUGCUCAGAAAAAAAGAUUCCUUUCAAAAUAUUACUGCUUAUUGACAAUAUACCUGUUCACCCAAGAGCUCUGAAGGAGAUGUACAAUGAGAUUAAUGUUGUUUUCAUGCCUGUUAACACAGCAUCCAUUCUGCAGCCCAUGGGUCAGGGAGUAAUUUCAACUUUCAAGUCUUACUAUUUAAGAAAUACAUUUCGUAAGGCUAUAGCUGCUGUAGAUAGUGACUCCUCCGAUGGAGCUGGGCAAAGUAAAUUGAAAACCUUCUGGAAAGGAUUCACUAUCCUAGAAGCCAUUAAGAACAUUCGUGAUUCAUGGGACGAGGUCAAAAUAUCAACAAUAACAGGAGCUUGGAAGAAGUUGAUUCCAACCCUCAUGGAUGACUUUGAGGAGUUCAAGACUUCAUUGGAGGAAGUAACUGCAGAUGUGGUGGAAAUAGCAAGAGAACUAGAGUUAGAAGUGGAGCCUGAAGAUGUGACUGAAUUGCUGCAGUCUCAUGAUAAAUCUUUAACAGAUGAGGAGUUGCUUCUUAUGGAUGAGCAAAGAAAGUGGUUUCUUGAGAUAGAAUGUGCUCCUGAUGAGGAUGAUGUGAUUGUUGAAAUGACAACAAGGGACUUAGAAUAUUACAUAAACUUAGUUGAUGAGGCAGCAUCAGGGUUUGAGAGGAUUGAUUCCAAUUUUGAAAGAAGUUAUACUGUGGGUAAAAUGCUAUCAAAUAGCAUUGCAUGCUACAGGAAAAUCAUUCGUGAAAGGAAGAGCCAAUCGAUGAGGCAAACUUCAUUGUUGUCUUAUUUUAAGAAAUUUCCACAGCCACCCCAGCCUUCAGCAACCACCACCCCAGUCAGUCAGCAGCUGUUAACACUGAAACAAGACUCUCCACCACCAAAAAGAAUACGACUCCCUGAAGGCUCAGAUGAUGGUUAGCAUUUUUUUAGCAAUAAAGUACUUUUUAAUU